CAUUAUCGUUAAUCACGAAAAAUGAUCAGUUCAAUGAGCUCUUACAUUAAUCGAUAAGUCAUCUUAUACGCUCUCAUCUUGAAUAAAGAACAAAAUAGAAUUAUUUUUGUAUAAUCCUAUAUCUAAAUUAUCUUCUUAGGUAAUACAACAAUGGAUGCUACACUUUCAUUUGUUAUGGCAAAUAUGGCUCAAUGUCAAUCGAAUCAUAUUACAUUGGAUCCAUUCUGUGGCACAGGUGGGAUUCUUUUGGCUUGUGCUGAAUUUGGUAGUUAUGUUAUUGGUAGUGAAUUUGAUUUACGUGUUUUAACAGCAAAAGCAAAACCAACAAAAGCUAAUACGAAACAACUUACUCGUAAUCCUGAUGAAAUGAUGCAUCGAAAUUUUUCUGAUUAUGGUACAUUAAAUCAUUUUUUGGGUGUAAUUGGAUCUGAUUUUGCAUAUCCAGCAUGGCGACCAACAUUUUUCUUUGAUUCUAUUGUUUGUGAUCCACCUUAUGGUAUUCGUGAAUCAUCUCAACUUAAAAGUCGUCGUCAUCAAACUGAUAAAAUAGAUGAUGAUCAAAAUUCUAUAUCAGAAAAAUAUGAUUUAACAAAUAUUUAUGUUGAUCUAUUAAAUUUUGCUAAUGUUUACUUAUGUAUUGGUGGUCGAUUAGUUUUCUGGUUGCCAACACAUAUAAUGACAUAUGAUGAAAAUUUAUUACCAACACAUCCAUGUUUUAAAUUAUUUUCUAAUGAUGAACAACAACUUAAUCGAACGGUUAGUCGAAGAUUAUUAACUUUAAUUAAAAUACGUGAAAGUAACAAUAAUGAAAAAGCUCAAGUGAAUGAAAAAUUAUUUAGUAAUUUUCGUGAUCUUUAUUUUACACCAAAUACAACAAUAUGGGAACAAUUACAUAGUAAUAAUACUAUAACUGAUUCUUCGGAUGUUUCAAAGAAAAAAAAACAUCAUGAUGAAUGA
This is a messenger RNA of Rotaria sordida, 957 nucleotides long. The record is from the annotation of a GenBank genome assembly. NCBI's taxonomy places the organism in Eukaryota, Metazoa, Rotifera, Eurotatoria, Philodinida, Philodinidae.